AUGCUGAAGAUGAGAGAUGCCGGCGCUAUUUUCGUCUCGGCCGUACUACUUGUACUGCUGCAAACAGCUGUUCGAGGCGUUGACUGUGUGAAAGUGUCGUUCUAUGGAGCCAGUCACAUCGCCAUGCCCAUGCAGGAGGCGAAGAGCUCCACCAACAUUCGCCUCAGAUUCCGCACAAUGCUGCCCGAUUGCUUCAUCUUCCUGGCCGCCGGUCGGACGGAUUAUGCGCUGAUCAAUCUCGAGGCGGGCAGAAUAAAGUUCGUGUUCAAGAUUGAGGACUUCACAACUGAGCUGUGGUCGCCCAAGAAUAUACUCUUCAACGAUCUCAAUUGGCAUGAAAUCGCCAUUCAACGCUACGAUUCUAACAUCACGAUGCAAGUGGAUGAGCAUUUCAACCGGAAAACCGUGCCGUCGAAAAUUGGGGAGCUCAACAUCCACUUUGGCGUCUUCCUCGGCGGCGUUGGGGAUUUCUCUCAAGCGUACUUAAGCACCGUGGACAAUUUCCGUGGAUGCAUGUCUGAUAUGUACUAUAAUAAUAUCAACGUCUUUAAGCGCGCCAAAGAAAGGACUUCUCACGUGGCUAGUGUUCGGGUUUCCUGGACGUGUGCUGCGGAAUUCGAUGCUGAUCACCAGCAGAGUGUCAGUUUCAUCGAAGAUGACUCCUUUAUGGUGCUGGGAAAGCCUACAAUGUACUCAGGAGACAUUUGGAACCUCCAAUUCCGGACAAUUGAGGUAGUUUCAAGUGUUCUGUACAAUGUGGGAAAUAUGGAUUUCAUCUCUCUUGAGAUUGUUGAGGCGAAACUUCGAUUGUUGGUCGGCAAGGGAUCGAAUGCUGUUGAACUCAUCCCGGACAGGAAUGUUUCUGAUGGCAAAUGGCACAAUGUCUCGAUUCUGUACAGCCCAAUAAUCGUGGAGAUCACUGUGGAUGAUGUGAAAAAUGCUGCGAGCUUCGCGAACGGAAGUAGUCAUGUCAUUGAACUCAAUGAGCAAUUCUUCAUUGGCGGAUUGGACUACAGCCUGAGGAGGAGAGCUGGAAUGAAGGGAUCCAGGGCUGUUGACAGCAGCUUCCGCGGAUGCAUGAAGAAUAUAUUGGUGAAUCGUCAGUUGAUUGGAUUUCCGGAUAUGAAGAUCACCCAGGGAGUGACUGUGGACUGUGUCUGGAGGUAUCCUUGCAUCGAGAGACAGCCUUGCAUCAUCGGCAGCAUAUGCCAACCUUAUGGGAUUGACGAGUUCAUCUGCCACUGCAAUCAGGCAUUUUGCAUAAGGAAUGACUUCCUGGAGAGAUACAAGAUCUUCUCCAGAAUAGAUCUCCCCAUAGACAUUGAGAUUCUCGCCAUAUCACCUAUGCAACUGAUGGAGGGAGACAGCAUGUUCCUGUCUCCAAUAUACAUCGAUGUGCUCUUUGACUUUGCAAAGAUCGGGCUCAUGGAGGCCGGAGUGAUCUUUCACAUAGUUCAGCCACCAAAACAUGGCACAAUCGCCGUUGCGCCCUUCGCGAGCGACGGCAAUGAGACCCAGACGAAGCUCUUCUCCCUCAUGGAUCUCAGCACAGACAAGGUGAAGUACACCCACAGUGGAAAUGAGCACUUCAUCGAUCACAUCACGAUGGACAUGCAACUGGUGUCCACGAAUCGAGAAUCAGUUCCUGAUUAUGUUCAGGGCAAGCAUAGAUUUGUGCUGCACAUCAACAUUACAGCUGUUAAUGAUGCUCCAUCGCUCUACAUUCCGCACAAUCGAAUGCUGAGACUCACCCAAGGAAUACCCAAAGUUAUCGGUCCGGAUCUCCUGCUGGCCACUGAUCCUGACAGCCCAGACAGCUCACUAAUGUACACAUUUCUGCCGUCGCCGCAACCAAACCGCAUUGCUGGGAAGUUGGAAGUGGCGGGAAAAGCUGUCACCACAUUUUCCCAGUCUGAUGUGAAUCAGGGACAUGUGACCUACAUUAUAGAGUCAGACACUCCCGAAGACACAUCAAUGGAAAUUUCUGUUCAGGUUUCCGAUGGCAUGGAGACGAGCCCCACUGUUAUGCUGAAAGUGUCUGUGUUGCCCCUUCAAUUGCGAAUGAUCAACAACACCGGCCUGAUAUUGGUUCACAAAUCAUACGCUUUGAUCUCUCCUUGGAACUUAUCUUUCGUCUCCAACUCCGAUGAUGAUCAAUUGGAUGUGAAGUUCGACGUGGUCAGACCACCACAGUUUGGCAGUAUUCAGAAGUUGCGAGCUGUAGACUCCUCCUGGAUAACCGUGGAUGCCUUCACUAGCAAUCAGAUGCUCCUUGGCCAGAUAAGAUAUCUCCACACAACGGACUUUCCCCAGCAUGACGAUUUCAAGUUCACAGUGUCUUUAGCGCCCAUCACAAUGGCGAAGUCUUACGACUUUCGGAUAACGUUCACGAAGCUCCAGAUCGGGAUUCAGCGACAGGCGAACUUGUACAUCAAUGGGAGUGGAGAUGUAGCCAUCAAGAGUGAUAAUCUGUACCAUCAGACUCUUCCCUUGCCGACAUUUCCACGGAAUAUAAUUUAUAUAGUGGUGAAACCGCCGAAAUACGGGAUCAUCUACGUGGACGGAUAUCCUCAGGCUGCCAAGGAGAUGGAUUCAUUCACUCAACAGGACAUCGAUAAGACCAUCAUGCGCUAUCGGACGUACUUAACAUCUUAUUCAAGCUUUGUGGAUGUCUUCGAAUUUGCCGUUUCUGUGCCUGAAUGCGAAGACAUCUAUGGCAAGAUGAACAUUGUGUUUAAUCCCGCGGAGAGUCUCUCAAAGUCACUGAUGUAUCAGACGAAGGAGAGGAUUGUGGUGAAUGAGGGCAGAGCAGCCUUACUGACCACCAAUCACUUCGAGGUGAUCUUCGAUCACUUCAAAGAACUCACUUUUAACGUCUCAACUCCACCCAAACACGGCUCGAUUUGCAACUACGACGAAACCAAUAUUAAGAUCAAUGUUAUCGAGUCCUUCACAUACGAUGAGAUCCUCUCAAGGAAUAUUUACUACUGCCACGAUGACUCAGAAUCCACUGAAGACACACUCAGCAUUCUCGUUCUCUCAGAUCCCGAGUCAAACUUUCAGUUUAUUUGCGAAGUGAGUGUCGAAAUCAAGCUGGUGAAUGACAAUGAACCCUACAAUGCGCAUCACAAAGUGUUCUACAUCGUGAAAGAGGAAAGUAAGACACUGUCUCGCGCUGAUCUCGAGUAUGAGGAUCACGAUCUCGAGACAGGUGCAGCCAAUAUAUUCUACUCUCAAGUCACCGUGCCAAAUGGUGUGAUGUUCAAGGAGGGUGUCGAGACGGAUUUCUUCACCCAGGAAGACAUUAAUGAGCGCCGUGUUAUGAUCAAGCAUCACGGAGCUGAGUAUGGCAAGAUCACGUUUAUUAUCUCCGACGGGGUGUUUGAAGUGCCUGGAUUUCUGGAGAUUCAAGCCUCUGAGCCGUUUCUGAAAGUGCGUGACUCCAAUGCGUCUGUCGUGCAGGAGGGACGCUUCAUCACGAUCACUCUUGAUGAUCUCUCAAUUGAAACUAACUUAAAUGCUGAGCCCGAUGAGAUUGAGUAUAAGAUCACAGAUGGGCCGAAUUUCGGGAAUAUUGUGGCACUGAAGAGAAAGCUAAACACAACAAUUCUUCCCAGGAAUCUCAAUGUGACUUCGAUAAAGAAUUUCACGCAAUCAAAUGUGAAUCAGGAGAAAAUCAUCUAUUGGAACACUGAAGUGGCUUCGAUGGAUAAGAUAAGAUAUCGCGUGGCGGCGAAGGGAAUCUGGACAGAGGGUGAAUUACUGAUCAGGAUCUAUCCGGCGGCUUAUUGGGAACUCCUCCAGAUUCGCCGCAAUCAAACACUCUUCGUCGAGGAGUCAACAAGUGUGAUUAUAUCGAGAGAUAUUCUUGAGAUUGUCCAUCCGAAAAUUUCCCCCGGAGAUAUAACAUACUUGGUGACCACUUCUCCUCAACAUGGUUACCUGGAGAUUCAAUCCAUCACAUUGGACGAUGAGUACAACAGCAAAGUCUUCGAUCAGAGCACAAUCAAUGCCGAAAAGAUGUUUUACAUUCAAGCGGGAGUCAAUCAAUCCUCCGAUUACUUCAUCUUCGACGUGACAAAUGGCAUCACAUGGCUCAGAGAUCUCAAGCUCAAGAUCAUAAUUAUCCCUGAGAAUCUCUACAUUUCAACCAGGGCGAUUCUCGUGGAAGAGGGAGGAUCUGUUGCGCUCUCCGUUGACGAUAUGGUGCCUUUCUCUGAGUUCUACUAUGGCAAGAUUCUGGAGUAUAAAAUCCUGCAACAGCCGCAGUUUGGGAAUAUCAAGUCUGGAAAGUCCUCGAAAGUCAACAGAUUCACGCAAAAGCAACUAGAGGCGAACAUUAUCAUGUACAAUCACAAUGGGAGUGAGAACUCCUCGGACACCAUUCUCUUGAUCGCCGUGGCGCGGAACAAGGAGAGUGUUCCGUUCUAUCUGCACGUGGCCAUUCUGCCGGUGAAUGACGAAAUCCCUCAAGUUGUCACGAACACGGGCCUUCAGAUGUGGACUGGCGGACGGAGCUCAAUCAAGAGGACUGAUUUGAUGGCUCAGGACUACGACACAGUGGCUGAGAAUCUCACUUUCGUGGUGGAUGAAGUGGUGGGAGGCACAUUGGUUCUCAAUGACGCUCGUGUCUCCCACAAAGUCAUUGGGAACUUCACACAGCGACAAAUUGACGAUGGGAAUGUCUUUUUCAUGCACAACAGCUCCUUCUCGAGUGGCCAAUUGACUUUCUUCGUCACGGAUGGGGUGCAUAACACCUCCAGGCAGACCCUCUUUGUCACAGUUAACCCUGUGUCGCUGGUGCAAGUAAGAAAUGAACAUCUGCAUGUGUUCCCGCUCACGAGAAAGCAAAUCCUGCCCGAACAGCUGCACUUUAAGUGCUCAGAUGAGGAGAGAGCUGUGAGAUAUGUGGUGACUAUUCCUCCCCAACUGGGAAGGAUUCUCUAUGAGUACUCGGAGAAUGGCAUGGCCACGGAAGUGUCAGAGUUCACACAGAGCGACGUGAGAGCUGGAAAAAUCCUCUAUGAACACACUCACACGAUGCUAGAGCUGAAGACCAAUGAUUCCUUCUAUUUCGACGUGAUCUCCAGUCAUGCCAGCAGCUUAAUUGACCAGAUAUUCCAGAUUGAUAUCUCCGUGUCCUCAGGAGGAUUGCUGAGAUUCCUCCCAGUGCCGAGGAUUAGUCUGGACGAGGGCGAAUUGGCUCCAAUUAAGCUGGAUCUGUCGAAGGUUCUAGAAUAUCUAGAAACCCGGGCAGGUAUUCACGAUCCUGAGCUCUAUAUAGAACCCUUCACACCAAAUCAUGGAGCAGUGGAGAUCAUUGAUGGGAAGAUGAAUGCCUCCAACAAUCGUCUCACAUUGCAGGACUUCAAUAACAACCGCGUUUACUACAAACACGAUCACUCGGAUACAGUUGAGGAUCGCCUUUUGAUGUCCGUCUAUCUUCUGCAGGGUCACAUUUUCCUCUGCAAUCUCACUAUUCCGAUCAUAAUCAACCCCAUUAACGAUCAACCUUUCCAGUUGAUCACUCAAUCUCCUCACAUUUCCGUCGUUGAGGGAGAAAACAAGACGAUCACGCGAUCGGAAUUAUUGACCCAAGAUGCGGACACGCCAUCGUCUGAGAUAGUCUAUGACAUCAUAAGUGGGCCUACAAUUGGGCUACUCUUUAAGGUAUCCGAUGAGGGAAUAGCUCAAGACAUCAUAGCAUAUGGAAAUCAAUUUACACAGCUGGAUAUUGAUGAGGGAAGAGUGAUCUACAUUCACUCAGGCAAGGCUCAAUCCACAACUUUUUACUUCAAAGUCUCUGAUGGCGAGUUCAAACCUGCCUAUGAGAUCUUCAACAUCAACAUUCUACCCAUAACAAUCACUGCUGGUUUUCAAAAUGAGGCCAUUCUCGUCCCCCAAGGCAUUUCGGCGGCUCUGAUUGAGCAGAGGCACUUGUACAUCGAGACGAAUGUUCACAAAACUCGAUUGAUGUACAACAUUACCAUGACCCCAACAGCUGGUCUCAUUCUGCGCAAUGAGAAGCCUGUUCUCAGGUUCAGUCAGAUGCAGCUUGUUGAGCAGGAGAUUUCGUAUAUGCAGACUGAUCUUUCGCGAUCUAAUGACACAUUCCAAGUCACAGCCUACAUCUCAGACACAAAUUACGGAGGUGUGAUCACAGUCAAGGUGAUCGUGCAUCCUUUCAUCGCCCUAAACGCCAUCACAGUCACGGCUGGAGAUAAGAUUCGCCUCAGCACCUCAGCCAUGUCCCAUCAUUCCUCGAAUUUGAACCUGAAUCGCUACAAUCCCAAGUUUAUCCUGACAUCAAAGGCUAAGCAUGGGAAACUCAAGAAGAUAACCAGAACAACAGGCGAUGGAGACUCGUACAAGGAUAAGGACGUCACGUCAUUCACUUACAAGGAACUCAAGAGUGGUGUGAUCUACUUUGUGGCCAAGAAACUGCCUGAUGAGGAGUUGUUUACGAUCUCCGAUAGCUUUGACUACGUUCUGCACAUUAAGUCCGUUCAGCCAGCUCAAGGAACUGUGGCGAUCACAAUCAAUUCCCACGAUUUGGCAGUUGAGGAAAAUGGCGUUAUGAUCGCUGAUUCCAGUCUUCCGAUCAAUUAUGUCCUGAUCGUGUGCAUCGUGGCCGCCAUUGUUAUACUGUCACUGAUUCUAGUCGUUAUUAUCAAGUGCAGAGCCGCUAGCAGAGCAUCUAAAAGCACGCACAAAGACUAUCCACCAUCACUUCCGCGUCCACCAGACUUUCUUCCCUACGGCACGCGCAUAAACACCUCCUCAGAUCCUGAAUCCAUCCCAGCGACAGCAGCUUCAACACCUCUUCCCGGGCUCAGUAAUGUUCCCCAGUGCAAAGUUAUUCCCAUCGGAUUCGAUCCUAAUGACUUCCAGGACUCGGAGUCCGACCUGGCGGAUCUCAAUCUGCCCGAUCCUUCGCACUCUUUGCGAUAUCCUUACGGAGAUGACAACGAAAACUGGUGCCCCAAUUACGAUGUCUGCAACGAUGUCAAUUACACCUCGAUCGCUCAGCCGCAGCAGCCUCAAACACCCCAAACAAAUCCGCUCCUGCGGCGGAAUCAGUACUGGGUUUAGACUUAGGAAUAGCGUCUUUAUUGUAGGGUCACAAAUGAUAGUUUUGUAUUGGAGUGCCACCCCAAUUUUUCAGCAAUUUUAUAUCGCCAUAAGUACAUGAAAUUGUAACCAAACUCAGUUCUGGGCAGCACAGUUUUGCUUUAAGAGUUCUUAAGUUUAAGAUGGGUUCUUGCCGUAUACUUAAAAUACUCAAUCUUUUGAUAAUACUAAUAUUUAUUGAAUAAUGCGUUUAAGAUAAUGUAGAUCUUCGAAGUACUGUGAAAAGCUUACUUUGCUUAUCACAGUGUAGCCAAAAACUUAUUUGAUUUUCAAACUUAAUCUUAUACUUAAAUUAAUAGAUUUUUUAUUCUCUCUACCGUAGAAAAAUUUCGCAUAUAACAACAAAAAAGAGAUCUAUUAGUGUAUUGCAUUUUUUUUAGAUAUUAGAUAAAAUAUUUAAAUAUAAAUA
Messenger RNA from Phlebotomus argentipes, 7540 nucleotides. It is a transcript of the gene kon, whose product is annotated as chondroitin sulfate proteoglycan 4. The coding region runs from base 1 to 7092 and encodes 2363 amino acids. The transcript has 5 exons. Lineage: Eukaryota; Metazoa; Arthropoda; Insecta; Diptera; Psychodidae. The record is from RefSeq and is a predicted model, not a curated record.